AUGGUGAUGGUGGCGGCUCUUGCUCUGGUGGCCAUGGCCGCACGGCUUGCCCAUGCCGUGGCGGAUGACCCCAAGAAGGUGGACAAGUGGUUCAAUAGGCUUAGCCACGCUGAGCGUAAGACCACACGCCUCCGCUUCUACUUCCACGACACGGUCUCAGGCAAGAGUCCCACAGCAGCGCGCAUUGCUGAAGCCACGAUGACCAAGAAGUCCCCGACACUAUUCGGGGUGGUCUUCAUGAUCGACGACCCGUUGACCGAGGGACCCGAGCCAGAGUCCCCCCUUGUGGGCCGGGCUCAAGGGUUCUAUGGCUCAGCUGGGCUGGAGUCACUGAGCCUACUCAUGAACAUCAACCUCGUAUUCACGAGUCCGGAGUAUAAUGGCAGCACUCUGAGCAUAAUGGGCCACAACCCGACAUAUGAGACCUACCGGGAGAUGCCCAUCGUCGGCGGGACUGGCUUUUUCAGGUUGGCGAGCGGAGUCGCAACGGCAAAGACAUACUUUCUCAACCUCACCACCUUUGAUGCGGUAGUUGAAUACAAUGUAAUAGCUAUGCAUUACUAGACAUUAAUUGGACAAGUCAUGGCUAAUGUCGUUGUCCAUUUUUCUUUUCUUUUGACCUUUGACUUUGUGGGAUCCAAAGGUUGUUUACGGCGUAAUU
Molecule: messenger RNA, 661 nt
Organism: Eucalyptus grandis
Lineage: Eukaryota; Viridiplantae; Streptophyta; Magnoliopsida; Myrtales; Myrtaceae
Product: dirigent protein 23
Exons: 1
Coding region: 1-564 (187 amino acids)
Source: RefSeq, a predicted model, not a curated record